This is a messenger RNA of Ixodes scapularis (black-legged tick), 549 nucleotides long. RefSeq names its product salivary cystatin-L-like. Gene Ontology annotation, molecular function: cysteine-type endopeptidase inhibitor activity. The record is from RefSeq and is a predicted model, not a curated record. NCBI's taxonomy places the organism in Eukaryota, Metazoa, Arthropoda, Arachnida, Ixodida, Ixodidae. The transcript has 3 exons. Bases 43 to 549 code for a protein of 168 amino acids.
UUUUUUGAACCGUUACCUUUGUUUCACUGCCGACUAUCAUCGAUGCACUCACCUCAUCAUCUUCUGACUUGCUCUUUAUAUGAAUCUUUGCAGGUUGAAAAUGUAUGCACCGCAGUCGUCUACACGGUUCAACGGCAGAAGAUCAAACGGGUUGUGUACUACAUAUGCGAAGAUCCUGAGAGCGAAUUGACGGCGGCCCCGUUCGGAGCCUGGAAGACGCAGGCCCGAAUCGACCCCAAGUACGAGAGUCUGGCGCACUACGCAGUGUCCACCCAAGUCGAAGGUCGAGAAUACUACGACACGGUCCUCGGGAUCUUGGAGGUGAAGACUCAGAUUGUGGACGGCGUGAUCUACAUGUUGAAGUUUACAACGACUCAAUCGACGUGCAAGAUCGAAGCCGGCGUGGAAUACUCCAAGCUGAACUGCCAUCCCAGGAGAAGCAAGGUUGAAAAUGUAUGCACCGCAGUCGUCUACACGGUUCAACGGCAGAAGAUCAAACGGGUUGUGUACUACAUAUGCGAAGAUUCUGAUUAUGUCGAGGUCGCUUGA